Molecule: messenger RNA, 623 nt
Organism: Phlebotomus argentipes
Lineage: Eukaryota; Metazoa; Arthropoda; Insecta; Diptera; Psychodidae
Exons: 4
Coding region: 67-522 (151 amino acids)
Cellular component (GO): cytoplasm; myosin II complex
Molecular function (GO): calcium ion binding; myosin heavy chain binding
Source: RefSeq, a predicted model, not a curated record
UUGCAUGCAAGUGACACCUGUUAAUUAUUUAUUUACAUCACACUUUGGCUUUCGUUCCCCAGGAAAAUGGCUCGUUACUUUAAGGAACAGGAUAUCGAUGAGUUCAGGGAGUGUUUUUACCUCUUCGCGAGGUCAAAAUCCGGACAAAUCACGUCUCUGGACGAACUGACGGUUAUCAUGCGUUCUCUGGGCUUGUCGCCAACUAUUCAAGAGCUGACGGGGUAUCUCAAGAAGAAGAAUGGGAAGAUGAGCUUCGCAGACUUCCUGGAGAUCAUGCAUCAACACUCAACCGUGGAGAAUCUUCCGACCGAGGUGAUUGACGCCUUCAAGGCGGCCGAUCCCAAGGGAAACGGCACCAUAUCGGCCAGGCAGCUCCGUCACCUUCUGCAGAACUGGGGCGAAGGCUUAUCAGUGAGAGAGGUGGACAAUAUCUUCCGCGAGGCGAACGUCUCCAACAAUGGCACAGUUCGCUAUUCUGACUUCGUGAAGAUUGCCUGUGCUCCAGUUCCGGAUUACUACUGAAUUUUCAUUUUAUCUUCAUUUUAUGCACAACAUUCAAGUGUGUUUUACGCAUUGUUUUACAUAAUAAUAAAGUAAUUUAUAUUUUUCCGCGAAAAUUGGCA